AUUAAGUUUGUGUCGGUUGAGGCUAAUGGCAAAGUGGUGAACAUCAGCACCGGUUUUGGUGUCGGAGCCGUUGCUCUCUAUUCGGUGCAAACGGAUGACAACCAUUUGAUGCGUUACUAUAACUCUGCCACAGAAGUGGACACCGAAGCAGAAAUUGACGACUCGCUCGACAAACUCAGCGAUGAAUAUUUAGUGGAAAUACCGGAGAAUGCGGGCAAAAAUCAGACGAAAGUAAUUUUGGCCCAAAAGGCGAAGUUUGGUAUGAAGAUAGAGCCCAAGUCUAAGGGCAAGAAGACUGUGAACGUGACCGUAGAUCACGGAUACGUUGUCGGCGCUAUUGUCAACGUAACCAGUGGUCGCAAAUUCAAUUGAGUCCACAGUUUUGUUUCUUAAAUACUGUAUAUUUUAUAUAUUUUUAUAAAAACGUGUUUGAGAAAUAAAUGUAAUGAGUCAUUGAGAUAGGUCUAUUAUCUUAUUACUAAGGUAAUUGCUAAUGACUACAAAAUGAAUAAAUA
Messenger RNA from Oppiella nova, 515 nucleotides. NCBI's taxonomy places the organism in Eukaryota, Metazoa, Arthropoda, Arachnida, Sarcoptiformes, Oppiidae. The record is from the annotation of a GenBank genome assembly.